Molecule: messenger RNA, 2787 nt
Organism: Ambispora gerdemannii
Lineage: Eukaryota; Fungi; Glomeromycota; Glomeromycetes; Archaeosporales; Ambisporaceae
Source: the annotation of a GenBank genome assembly
AUGGCAGCCAGCAAAGAAAUCGUCGAAUUCGAAAAAAUACUGUAUAGCCUACUAGAGCGAAAACCGCCUGGUACUAGUGCCUCGAAAAUAAAAGAGUUGACGAGAAUAGCCAUGACUAGUCCAAAGGAAUACAAAAACAUCGUGCAAAGUGUGCAAAAAUUCAUCCAGAGGAGCGCUCCCGAUUACAAAUUAGGCGGUUUAUAUGUUCUUGACUCGAUAUCGCAGGCGGCUUCGCGACAAAAAGCUACCGUUAAAGAUUCGUCGUCGUCGUGGUCUGGAGCUGAAUAUUUGGAGAGAUUUGAAAAAUUGUUGGAUGAAAUAUUUCAAAAUAUUAUGGUUUGUCCGAAUAGUGAUAAGUUGUUGUUAUUUAUAUGCGAAUGGAGAUUUGACACGCCGUUCGAAGAAUCUCCCGAAUUUGUUCGCUGGGAAACAGCAAUAAAACCAAAAGCGGCAAAGCAUUAUAUAGAUCAUGCGUCUUUUGGUGACAAUCAACAGCUAUUUCAUGUCGAUAAUGGCGGAUUCGAUACUUGGAGUAUUAAUUUUAUGGAAAAAGUUCACCGUGUUAUUGACAUCUGGCUAAAAAAAGGCGGAAUUUACAAGUCUGAAGUAUUGACAAUUAUUAAAGAAAAAUACUUUAGUUCCGCAUCCGCGCCCGUGUCGUCAUCGCCAUCGAUACCACUUGCUGCUGACCCAGUUUCAGGUGUUCCUUUUGCCUCUCCCGCUCCUCAUCCAUAUCCAAAUAUGAAUGGGGCUCCAAUGCAAAUGCCGCCUCCUCAAAUCCAGCAAUUAGCGCCGCCACAAUCUCAUCCAGCUACUCCAGCACAAGUACCACCACAGAUAUUCGCUCAACCACCAAAAAAUAACGGCAACGGAAACAACAACGCCACGCCGUCGAAACCUGGUUUAGAUCAUCAUUCUCCCGCCGCUGCUACUGCUACACAAUUUGAUAAAAUGGAUUUAGAUUCUUCAGAUGUUAAUCAUAAUAAUGGAUUAAAUGAUACGAAUGCUAACGUAACUUCUGUAAAUGCUCACCAAUUUCAUCCUGAACAACCACCACCACAAUUCACCAACACCAAUCAUUUCUUUCAACCGCAGCAACCAAAUAUCGGACAGCCGCAGCAAAUUAAUGGCGCAGACAUAACUAGUGGACCACAACAACCUUCUUGGGGACCUCCACCUGUUGGACAGCAACAGCAAAAUCUUGGUGUUCCACCUCCAUCUGAUCAACAGCAACAUGGACCUCCUCCACAAUUUUCAGGUUUUCCGCCACAAUGGAAUCCUAAUGCACCACCGCCACAAAUGAAUGGAGCGCCACCUUUUUUACCGCCUUCUACUGGUGCACAUCAAAUUCCACCUCCACAUGUCCAUUCCACACCUCCCGGCCAACUGCCACAAUUGGGACACGCGUCAUCUGAUCUUCAUGGUAUGCCGCCACCACAACAAAUAGCGCCGUUGUCUAUCCAUCAUGGUCCAUCACAAGGUCAUCCCGAUAUGUACCUUGGCCCACCACCACCUCAUGGAGGACACUUGGAUAUGAAUCUUGGACCACAACCACACGGACCACCACCUGCACAAGGUCAUCUUGACAUGCACUUUAGACCACCGACAGGUCCUGGUCCACAAAUUCCUCCACCCAUUGAUGAAAAUACAUAUUUGGCAUAUGAAGAUCCUACAAUACCCAAAGAUUCUAUUAGAGUUUUGAGUAGAACACUUUAUGUCGGCGGUGUGACUCCAUCGAUGAAAUAUGAAGAUAUUGAAGCAAUUUUCUUGAUCCAUGGCAAAGUGUCGAGCGUUACGAUUAACCAUGACAAACAUAACGCUUUUGUAAAAAUGGGAAAUCGAGGUGCAGCGAUGCGUACAAUUAUGGAGAGCGGAAAUAUUUUAAAAACGACCAAACUAGAGGUUCGAUGGGGAGUCGGAUUCGGACCAAAAGAAUGUUAUAAUUUCAAAACAGGUGAAUCAGUAAUUCCGUUGGCACGACUAACCGAAACCGACAAAAGAUGGUUAAAAACAAGUGAAGUCGGAGGCACAGGCGGACGCGAACUAAUUGGAGGAGUAGCGAUAGAAGAGCCUAACAUUGUUAUCGGAGAAGGGCCGUCAAGUGGAUCUACCAAUAAUCCAAAGAGAGCAUUUAACGCGCAUUUCGAUGACCAUUCGCCACAUCAUUCGCGAGGUGGCGGUGGUGGCCAUAGUUAUGAGAGUGUUGAAAGUGCAAAUAAUCGGGAUGUUGGUAAUAGUGGUAAUGGUGGUCGAUUGGAUGAAAGGCCGUACAAUACUAUGUCGUCUAAUAACAAUAAUUCGAGAAAAUUUUCGGAUGCUUCAUGGGAAGGGAGUAAUAAUCAACAAGAUCAAAAUCGAUCUUGGACCAAUGAACAAGAUGAUUACCAUCAACAACAGCAAAGAUCUUCACCUCCUGAUAGCAAUCAACAACCACAGUUCCAAUUUUCUCCUCAAAAUGCAAAAUUACCUUUCAAUAAUACAACUAAUGAGUCACCACUACGACCAACAUUAUUUCACACUCCAAAUACAACAACCACAACACCAACAUCGCCUCCUCCGGCUUCACUACUUCUAGAAUCUUGGUAUAAUAAUAGCCAGUCAGUUGGUCAAAUAGAAUCACCUGAUUUACUAAUGCUAAACAAACAACAACUACAACAAGAAAAUUAUAUCCCAAAUAAUAAUAAUGAACAUUUUCGUGGUUUUGGUGAAGAUGCACAUGUAUUAGCUGCUACUGGUGGUGGCGGGUCAACGAGGCGAAGAACGAGAUGGGAUAGACAAUCAAAGUGA